AGCAGCUCCCCAGUGGCUGGGCUCCCCUUGAAUCUCAUAAUUUGCCCGGCUCGUGUCGCUGCAAGGUGUUCAUGUGGCCAUAAAAACAAUAAAAUAUUUAACACAAAUUUUAACUUAAUGCUCGAGUCGUAAAAAUGUAUGAGUGUAAAAAUGCUUACCUAUGGGCUUGCCGGGGGCGGAAGGGGUGGUGGGUGUGGGUCCGUCCCAAUGCCGCCUCAUUAAACCAGAAAUUACACAAAGGAUAACGCGCAGCUUGACGGCGAUGCCCGCAAAGUGUUUGUGUUUGUAUUUGUCUCCUGUGUGUGUGUGUGUGUGUGUGCUUGAUCCGCCCACUCACUGCCACCCACCACCCGCCACCCCAUCACCCUUUUGGCUCUCGGCGGCAUACAAAUAAAAAAUUAUCGCCCGAGUCCAGGACGAGAAAGUCCUGCGUUGCCAUUAUAUUUUAUUUUUACAAUUUUUCGUCACUUUUGAUGCCGACCAGAGGCUGGCUUUUAUUUCUCUGCUUGCCAGCUUCCAUAUUCCUCACCCGAUUUAGGUCCUUGCACGGAAAAAAAUAUACCACAGUCAGAUCUUAGACAUCCAUAUACCUGUGGGAUUUCCGUAUUGAAAUUUUGAACAUUUGCAAAGAAUAUCGUCUACAAAAACAUGUUUAACAACUUGGAGCAGGAGGAUUUGAAGUCCGAUGCAGAUCGCCAUCUUGAGUUGGCCCUCAAGAGAAUCGAGGAGCGCCGCCAGCAGGAGACAAUGUAUUUCAACAUUUACAGCCGCAUCGAGGUGCACGAGUGGCUGCUAAAGGAUUCUGUGCGAGUUAAGGCAUUUCGCGACGCUAUCCUUUACAACGAGUCCUUUAAGAACAAGACUGUCUUGGACGUGGGUUGCGGCAUGGGUAUCCUUUCAAUUUUUGCCGCCAAGGCGGGGGCCAAAAAGGUCCUGGCUGUGGAUGCGGCCAGCAUCACGGACUAUGCCCAUCGUAUAGUCCACGAUAAUGGUUUCGGCAAUGUUAUAACUGUGAUAAGGGGAAAAGUGGAGGACAUUGAACUGCCCGCUGACAUCGAUAAGGUGGACAUUAUUGUAUGCGAUUGGAUGGGCUCCUGCCUGUUUUCCGAGAAUAUGCUGGACUCUCUGAUUUUUGCGCGGGACAAGUGGCUGUCCGCCGGAGGGCACAUCUAUCCGGACACGGCGCAGCUCUAUGUGGCGGCUAUCCAGGGGCAGGACCAGGAUCUCGGCUUCUGGCACGACGUGCACGGCUUCGACAUGUCGGCCAUCCGGCGCAGGUGCGAGUCCCUGGCGGUGGUGGAGCCCGUGACCGGCGGCCAAAUGAUGAGCCAGGUGUGCCUGGUCAAGUCGCUGGACCUCUACAAGGAGCAGCGCCAGUCCGCCGACUUUCGAUCCUUCUACGAGCUGAAGGUCACCCGGGACGGCUGGGUGCACGCCCUGGUGGCCUACUUCGAUGUGGGAUUCAGCAAAACUCCGCAAGGGAUCGCCUUCAGCACGUCGCCCUGUGCCCCGUGGACCCACUGGAACCAGACGGUCUUCUAUCUGGAGACCCCGCUCCCCGUGAAGGCUGGGGAGCUAAUCAAGGGCGUGUUCGCCAUGAAAGCCAGCGAGGAUAGCAUCUUCGACCUGGAGGUCGACAUCUAUGUGGACUUCGAGGGCAGCCAGAAAUCGGUCACCAGCCAGCAGGCCUUCGUGUUCUCCAGCUCCCUGGCAGUGGAUGGGGUCUAGAGAGCAGGAAUACGCCAUACAAAAUAUCAUCCGAUCACAAUAAAAUGAACGACCAGUAAAAUAAAUCAAAAGCCAGCCACAUUGCCUGUGUGCAGUAUCUAUAUGAUUUUAUUGUAUGAAGGCAUACAUAAAAACAUCUCUAUGCUAGCAUUCAGUCGCAAACAUGUGCAAAGGAUUCAGAUAAGGUCCUCGGCCUCAGCAACUUGGGCUUACCCUGAAUCCAGAAAAAUAUCUAGUGAGCCUUUGAAAUUAUAAUUACAAUAAUAGAAAUAAAAUGA
Messenger RNA from Drosophila suzukii, 2006 nucleotides. NCBI's taxonomy places the organism in Eukaryota, Metazoa, Arthropoda, Insecta, Diptera, Drosophilidae. The record is from RefSeq and is a predicted model, not a curated record.